AUGGCGUUCCUUCUUGGCACAGCCUGUCCUAGGGCCACCGCUCGCGAGCUCUCGGUCGUCUCGCGCAGCUUCUCGACAACCCACACUGCUCUCCGCCAUGUCCCCCCCGAAUCACCGUCCUAUAUCCGCCUCCCUACACCACCUCAAUCCGAAGAGAAGAAGCUCCCCCGCGUUCGAGGGCAUCUCCCCGUGCCUCGCGAGAUCUUCCCGCGUGAAGAGGGCAAGCGCAAGAUUCAGCGCUCCUAUGUUCAAGAAACAGCCCCAAAGCGAAAGCCCGAGAACUAUGGACCCACGAAGAGCCAGGCCGACAUAUGGAAGAGGAAGAUGGCUGCCAAUCGCCGUCAUAAUCUAGGCGUUGGUCUGAAGGUGCUUUGGAACCGCCGGAAGAACCUUGAUGCCGCUCGCGACGCUCGUGUGAGCAAGAAGUUCGAGGAACACAAUGCCGCGGCCUCUGCUCCGGAGAGGGAGGACGAUCGUCUCACUCGCAGCACCGUGCUGGAUUCAAUUAUGGACACCACCGUAUACCCAGACCCCAAGCGCUUCGCCAACAGCGACCGGAGCAAGAGCAAGGUUCUGGCUCUUGAGCAGUCCAAACGCGAGGCUCGUCGUGAUGCCCUCAUGGAACUCUACAUCAACGCCUCCAACUUUAUUGUCAGCGAAGCUGAGCUCAAGGCGGAGAUAGAUACACUUUUCUCUGAAGACUUCUUCAAGAAGCAAGGCCAGGCUGUGGGCCGUUACGGCAAUGCUGAGAACACCUGGGACAUCUGGGGCAAGCCGCCAACCAUUGCCAACAUGCUCGAGACGACAACAGGGACGUCCACCAAGAUCAUGGACUUUUACGAGUCAGAGUAUGACCGCUCCGUCAAGCGACAGAAGAGAAUCGCUGAGGAGUUUACGGGUGGAAAGAUGGAGUAA
Messenger RNA from Ilyonectria robusta, 915 nucleotides. RefSeq lists its product as uncharacterized. The transcript has a single exon. Lineage: Eukaryota; Fungi; Ascomycota; Sordariomycetes; Hypocreales; Nectriaceae. The record is from RefSeq and is a predicted model, not a curated record. Bases 1 to 915 code for a protein of 304 amino acids.